Messenger RNA from Vigna angularis (adzuki bean), 1991 nucleotides. Its product is annotated as plant UBX domain-containing protein 1. Gene Ontology annotation, biological process: protein-containing complex disassembly. Gene Ontology annotation, molecular function: ATPase binding. The record is from RefSeq and is a predicted model, not a curated record. The transcript is spliced from 5 exons. Bases 241 to 921 code for a protein of 226 amino acids. NCBI's taxonomy places the organism in Eukaryota, Viridiplantae, Streptophyta, Magnoliopsida, Fabales, Fabaceae.
GAAUACCAAACUUGUGAAACCGUGAAAAAGAAAAUAAAGAAGAAUUUAUUGGCUUUUAUUUAAAUAAAUUUGUGAAACUAACCAUUACCAUAUAUCUAAGAGGAAAAUAAUCAAAGUGAUCCAAAGAGAUUAUUAUAAAAAGGUAGGAGAGAGAGAGAGAGAGAGGAGAGAGAGAGAAACGGCUCAUAGAAAACACAAAAUUUUCACAAUAUUAAGAGUCUUGGUUUCAUAUCACUUAUAAUGGUCGUGGGUUCCUGCACACUAACUUCUAAUACGAAGAGAAGGGCCACCUACAAAUUUUCCACCGACAUGGACACUGAAGCUGCCACCAAGCAGAUCAAGCUUGAUGCAUUGAAAGAAAGAGCUGGGCGAGAGAUCCGUGUUUUUGAAACAUAUGUUUCCUCAUCAUCAAAUUCUGCAUUAUCCAAUGAAGAGGUGACUGAUGACUUCUAUGAGUUUACUGCUGAAGAUUAUCACAGACUUUUGGCAGCUAAAAAGGAAGGUAAUGAUGAUAAGUUCUUGAAGACUCGAAAAAUCCGAGAAGCAGAAGAGGCAGCACGGAGGUCAGAAAUGACCAAGGACCUUGCCACGGGGAAGACGAUUUUAACUGCUAAGGAGCAAAGUGGGUUGUAUUUUUUAGAGUUUGAUGACCAAAGCAACACACAAAUUAUGAGUCAACAAGCUACAUCUGAGACGUGGGCAAAUUCCCAAAUAUGGCUACAUCAUCAAAGGCUUGGGCAUCCUUCAUUUAGUCUUAUCAAGUCCUUGUUUCCCCAUUUGUUUACCAAAGAGUCUGUUGAGUCUUUUAAUUGUGAUAUUUGUCAAUUGUCAAAACACCAUCGUGCAUCUUAUCCUAUUAGUAAUAAAAAGAGUAUUUCUCCAUUUGAUUUAAUUCACUCUGAUGUUUGGGUCCUGUCAUAAAUUCUAUUUCCGGAGCCAAAUGGUUUGUUACCUUUAUUGACGAUUGUACCCGUGUCACGUGGACAUACCUUAUGAAAAAUAAAUCCUAAGUUUUUCAAAUUUUUGUUAAUUUUCUCCGUCUUGUCCAAAAUCAAUUUGGAAAAAAUAUCAAAAGAAUUAGGUCUGAUAAUGGUACUGAAUAUGUGAAUCAUGAAUUUCUCAAUUUUUUGUCUCAUAAUGGUAUUGUUCAUGAGCUAACCUGUGUUAACACCCCUCAACAAAAUGAGGUUGCUGAAAGAAUGAAUCGUCAUCUUCUUGAAGUAACUAGAGCUAUUCUUUUUCAAAUGUUUGUUCCAAAAAAUUACUGGGGAGAAGCUGUGUUAGCUGCCACAUAUCUCAUCAACAGGUUACCCACUCGUAUCUUAAAUGGCAUUAGUCCUAUAGAGUCUCUAUUGUCUUUUGUUCCUUCUUCCAUAAUAACGAGUCUACCUAGUCGAGUCUUUGGAUGUGUUGUUUUUGUUCACUCUCAUCAUCCUAACCGUGGUAAAUUAGAUCCCAGAGCUCUUAAAUGUGUCUUUAUUGGGUAUCCUUCUAAUAAAAAAAGGUACAAAUGUUAUCAUCCUCAGAGUCGUCGCGUCUUUAUCACCAUGGAUGUCACCUUUCAUGAAACACAAUCCUUUUAUGUUAGUCCACCACUUCAGGGGGAGAAAGCACUUGAAGUGGAUGAACUCUCCUUCUUAUCAUUACGACAUUUGUCUUUGCAGGAUGCCCAAGACCUGAGCAAUGAAGCUACCAUAGUCCACAGUGAGGAAGAAGACAAAUUUUUUGGCAACAAAUAUGAAAGAAGAAAAUAACCCACUUCAACUCUCGAGCAAGAAAAAUUGUCUAAUCCGGAGGUGAGGAUCCCUGAAGAUAUCAAUGAGGAGGAGGUAAGUAUUACUGAGGAUUUACCCAUUGGAUUGAGAAAGGGAAGAAGAUCAUGUGCUAAAUAUCCUAUUUCUCAGUAGUUUGCACUAACAAUCUCUCUGAUAAGCACAAAAGUUUUAUUGCUGCCAUUGAUGCCACAAAAAUUCCUACCUCAAUCCAGGAGG